Zychaea mexicana is the source of this 1246-nucleotide messenger RNA. RefSeq lists its product as uncharacterized. The record is from RefSeq and is a predicted model, not a curated record. Lineage: Eukaryota; Fungi; Mucoromycota; Mucoromycetes; Mucorales; Lichtheimiaceae. Bases 91 to 1179 code for a protein of 362 amino acids. The transcript is spliced from 2 exons. Gene Ontology annotation, molecular function: oxidoreductase activity; FMN binding.
CUGUUUUGUAUAUAAAGUGGGGGAUGUUCUAAAUGAAUGAAUACCAGUUUAUAGAAAUACGUUUCCUCUCUGCUACUACUUUCUUACUUUAUGACACUUUUUGAGCCCAUCAAAGUCGGCGCCGUCCAGCUACAGCAUCGUGUUGUGCUUGCACCGAUGACAAGACUCAGAAACGACGAAAACAAUGUCCCUACAGAGCUUGUAGUUGAAUACUAUCGCCAGCGUGCCAAUCCCGGUGGGCUCUUAAUUACCGAAGGUGGCAAGAUAUCAGAUAAGGCUGGAGGGUUUCCACAUGUUCCUGGUUUCUAUACCGAGCAGCAAAUUGAAGCAUGGCGCAAGGUCACCCAAGCAGUGCACGAAAAAGGAGGUUAUAUUUUUGCCCAAAUAUGGCACGGUGGCCGCGCUGGAUCGUCGCUUUAUCUUGAUAACAAACCACCCCUCGCACCGUCACCCAUCGCGGCUGUCGAUCGCAUCAACGCUUUCACAGGCAAACCAUACGAGGUCCCGCGUGAGACAACCAAAGACGAUAUCCAAGAUAUCAUUCAGCAAUAUGCGACAGCAGCAAAGGAUGCAAUCAAGGCAGGAUUUGACGGUGUCGAGUUGCAUGGCGCCAACGGGUUUCUCAUUCACCAGUUUCUCAGCUCAUCAGCCAACCAGCGUACGGACGAAUACGGUGGAUCCAUUCCCAACCGAGCUCGCUUUGCGCUUCAAGUGGUAGAUGCAGUCAUUGAAGCCGUUGGUGCAGAACGCACGGGCAUUCGGUUAUCGCCGUGGGGCGGGGAAGAAGGGGAUGUAACUGACGGAGAUACAACAUACGAAACCUACAGCUAUUUAUUGAAACAAUUGAACCCCAAAGGCAUCGCUUAUGUUCAUUUUGUGGAACCCCGAGACGAUUUCAUACGCGAAACAGUAGACUUGGUAAACUCGCUGGAUCCGUUCCGCGACAUUUGGCAAGGCCCGUUUAUUUCGGCAGGUGGGUAUACGACCCACCCAGAAUCCAUUGCUGCUAGAGCCAAGGAAACCGGCGAUUUAGUCGCUGUCGGUAGGGCAUACAUUGCCAAUCCAGAUCUGGUUGACCGACUCAAGAAUGAUUGGCCUUUAAACAAGUACAAAAGAGACACCUUCUACGCUCAAGGAGCGGAAGGUUAUACCGAUUACCCCUUCUAUGCUAAAGCUUAGACGUACAUUCUAUGUCUUUCCCAUUUAGUAUCACCACUUUAGCAAUAAACUGUACCUUUUACUAUUA